CAUACAGUGCCUGGACAAUUCUUUGUCUCUUGUACUCUGCAAAACAACUGGCAUCCAGAUCAGAACCAGGUCUUGAACUUGUCAGGUCUCCUACAAGAAACAGGAAUUCCUGGAACAGAUGUACAAUGGCACUAAACCUUGUCAUUACUAAUGCUUUGGGCAGCAUACCAAAGCUGUGUUACAUGACUGCCUUGUGUGUUAAGGCUGGAGGUAUGAGAGUGUCUAAAAAGCAAGAAAACGGACCUGUUGAAAAAAACACUAAACCUGCAGGAAAAGAAAAGUCAAGUGCUAUUGUCAGUUUUUCAAAACCUCAGAACAUGGGUGUCUUGGUAACAGAAGCACUGAGCAAAAUGAGCCACAAAAUUCAUGCAGCAGCAUUACAAGUGGCUCACCAAAAGCCACAGCCUACCUUGGAGAAGUUCAUACUGCCUAAAAGAAUUUACAUUAUUCAACAGCCACGGAAGUGUUAAGAUACUCGUUAAAAUAUUCGUUUACUUAAAAGUGAGUUCCUAUUUUAUAUAGCACUUAGUACACUGUGGUGAAAUGCUCAAAAGCUGUAUGCCUUGUAUCUUGCUAUGUUUCUGUUACUGACAAUAAAACAUUA
Messenger RNA from Manacus vitellinus (golden-collared manakin), 604 nucleotides. It is a transcript of the gene DAPL1, whose product is annotated as death associated protein like 1. Bases 126 to 470 code for a protein of 114 amino acids. Lineage: Eukaryota; Metazoa; Chordata; Aves; Passeriformes; Pipridae. Gene Ontology annotation, biological process: cellular response to amino acid starvation; negative regulation of autophagy; apoptotic signaling pathway. The transcript is spliced from 5 exons. The record is from RefSeq and is a predicted model, not a curated record. Gene Ontology annotation, molecular function: death domain binding.